Brassica oleracea var. oleracea is the source of this 613-nucleotide messenger RNA. RefSeq lists its product as uncharacterized. Bases 79 to 456 code for a protein of 125 amino acids. Lineage: Eukaryota; Viridiplantae; Streptophyta; Magnoliopsida; Brassicales; Brassicaceae. The record is from RefSeq and is a predicted model, not a curated record. The transcript has 2 exons.
GUAACAUGGCCCCAAACCCUAUAGCAACACACCCUCCACGACUCGUAUCAUUACUAUUGUUAUUAUACUUUGCACGUCAUGAGUUCGAUGGCAAGAGACCAAAAUGAACAAAUAGUAAUCCAGUCUUCUAUCGCCUUGCUUCAAGAAAAAUUCAGACAACUUCAGAGAGCGCGAGAGUUAAGAGCUGAGCGAGAACUCCUUAACCCUAAACCUAACCACCAAGACACCAACAUCUUACAAUACUACAGCGAACCCUCGAGUUUUGGUUUCUUCCAGUUUCUACCUCUAAAGUGUCAAACAACCUCGUCGCAGAAGCUCCUCUCCCUCUCCUUAUGCCCUCACUCCACCUCUGAUCCCAUUGAAAAGCCUAGCCUUUGUCAUCAGUGGCCAAAUAAAGAAGACAAGGUGGUUGGGGUUGAUCGAUACGACGACGUUGAUACGUCUCUACGUCUCUGAACUCAUAAAAUAGCUCCUUCAUCUAUUUUGUCUUUUAAUUAUAAAUAUGUACGUAUAACCUUUUAUUUUUGGUUGGUAUGUUCUUUUGAGGAGUCUUGUAGGUGGUAAUGAUAUGUAUGGUUCAACGGCGAUCAUAUAUAUAGUAUUAAUUAUUUCG